AUGUCUUCGUUCGAAGUUCUACCCGCGGUGGAGACUCGCCAGUGUCGGUCAGCAACACAUUCCAAGGGCCUCCGCUGUCCGUCUGGAGAACUCCGUCUUUCAACGCCGGUAUCCACAGAUACGGCGUUAACGAACAACUAUGAGAUCGUCUUGUACAAGAACCGGAAUAUCGUCCUGUUCAACCCGCACACCAACAGGGCCGGGGCGAGAGCCAUCACAGCGGCAGAAGAAAGAGCACUCAGCCUCAAGCUACACGAAACACCUCCCUCCCCGUUGUUGUGUCUCAGCACCGGUAUGCUGGCUCGGCGUUCUUUCGACCUCACCUCCGUCCCAACACAGGCGGAACUCCAGUCUCUAUCGGGACUGUUUAUCCAGCAGCAUACAGCCAAAUGUUGCACGGAACCAGGAUCCACGCUGCCGUUAGUUCAGUUUUCCUUUGAAGCUCGAACGUACUUUCAGAUCCUUCAGCAUCUCUUCAGACGUCUUAGGAGGCAACAAAGCUCAGCAGCGUCGCCGAGACGGUACAGCCGGUUUGCCUCUGAGCCGUCUGAGAUCCCUUCUUCGUCUCUGUCGUCUGUCGUGCUUGACACGUCGGAUGUUUCCUCACCGCCCACGACAGCCCUUCUGUCUUACAACACCUCUUCAGAGGCACCAGACAGUCCUUCCCGCUAUACCAGUGAAUCUCGCUCAUCGUCGUCAACGUCAACAGUCAACACACUUUUCCAAACACGGAGACAGAGUGGAGAGGCCUCUCCGAGUGGUCUACACAAUGCCGACCCGACGAGGCAACACCGCACUGCCGCGGGGGAGAGCACGUAUGCUGCGGGAUACUCAAGUAGUUCGUCUUCAACGGACUUCGAAGCCGACGGUGACUCUCCUGAACUUAGGCAAGCCAAUCCUGCCACGCGCGAUGAGGCUCAAUCCCCGUUCUUCUCUUUCGCAGCGUGUCAGCCUCCAGGAGCGGAAUCGAUACCCUCCACCCGGGUUAGUGCGUCCAGGCUCUGGAACAUUCCCGUGGAACUUUUGAUCACCGGCUACUACAACCGUUUCUUCAUUGAAAAGCGAAAACUGGGGAGCGGGAGCUAUGGCCAGGUGUACCUCUGCACACAUAUCCUUGACGAGCUCACGCUUGGCGAGUACGCCGUCAAGAAGCUUCCUGUCGGAGACGACAAGCACUGGCUGGCAAAGAUGCUUCAAGAAGUUAAAAUCAGGGAAAAGCUCCAUCAUCCGAACAUUGUGGAUUACAAGCACUCGUGGCUGGAGAUGCAUCGGUCAAACCCCAUGUGCCCUUGGGUUCCUUGGCUUUUCGUCCUCAUGGAAUACUGUAACGGCGAUAGUCUAGAAAACCUGAUCUGGGACCGCGGGGUGGAGAAUCCACCAUCACGUUACCUGACGGACGAUCAGAUCUGGAAAUUGUUCUUUGAUAUCCUUUUUGGCCUCCAACAUCUCCACCACAGCGCCAUCUUGUACAGAGACAUGAAGCCACCGAAUGUACUUCUGCAGCACUCAGUUGAGCGCAUGACAGGCAAACUACAGUGCCGAGCUCAGCUAUCCGACUUUGGCACGGCAGAACUCCUGGGAGAGAGGAUUUUCCGUGCCGACCGAAACGGAUUCACGGGGACGAUCGAAUUCACGGCCCCGGAGCUGCUCGAGACUGAUGAACGGGGCCUCUUCAGCCCGAAUUAUGACAUGAAGUCAGAUAUGUGGAGCCUUGGGAUGAUUCUUUACGCGAUGUGCUACGCGCGCGUCCCGUACACAGACAAAGAGCCAUCCAGCUGCCGCCGAUUGAUCCUUGGACACACGCGUUUAUCAUUUCCUCAACACCCUCCACGAGACCCCAUUUUCAAGCUGCUUAUCGGAGCCUUAACGGCAAAGGACAGCGCCAAUCGACCUUCAACGGAUGACAUUAUUGACGACGUCCGCGUCCGCCGAAUUCUAAAUGACCGAGAACGACUCGACAGAGCAACGGAAGAGAUAGUGAAUCUUUUACAAAAGAAGAACACUCCGACUGAUCCCUUGGCGCCGAGUCAACAGGCGUCGAGGACGACUAUGAGGCGGUCUGGGACAAAUCAGCCAGGUGUUCGCUCCGACUGGAACAGAGAACACGAUUCGCGUUCGGAGUGCGCAAUAGUAUCUCACUCUGUGUCGCCUCUAGUUCCACUGCCUGCGCCUAGGCCGACAACCGGCAACAGCGCUGAAGGUCAAGGACAACAGCUUGCUUGCAGAGUCGGUGCUGGCGCGACUGCAUUUCCCCUUAACACUUUACGAUAG
Molecule: messenger RNA, 2271 nt
Organism: Neospora caninum
Lineage: Eukaryota; Apicomplexa; Conoidasida; Eucoccidiorida; Sarcocystidae
Product: putative Wee kinase
Exons: 12
Coding region: 1-2271 (756 amino acids)
Biological process (GO): protein phosphorylation
Molecular function (GO): ATP binding; protein kinase activity
Source: RefSeq, a predicted model, not a curated record